This is a messenger RNA of Ictalurus furcatus (blue catfish), 4451 nucleotides long. RefSeq names its product NACHT, LRR and PYD domains-containing protein 3. Gene Ontology annotation, molecular function: protein binding. Bases 1768 to 4296 code for a protein of 842 amino acids. NCBI's taxonomy places the organism in Eukaryota, Metazoa, Chordata, Actinopteri, Siluriformes, Ictaluridae. The record is from RefSeq and is a predicted model, not a curated record. The transcript is spliced from 10 exons.
GUGGAUGGGCAGAAGUUCCCGAUUGGUCAGAUGCCCAAUGAAGGUUAGUGGAUUUAAAAACGAAUAUUCUGAGCUGUCUGAUGGAGUCCUGACGUGUUUCUGGAGACGAAUGAAUUUAAUCUGGAGGAUACAGAAAGUAAACAGACCUGAUUUCUUUAGUCCUGCGCAGUAAAUGAUAGAAAAGGUGUAGGAAUAAAACAGAGGAAAUAGUUUCCACCACAAUCUAAUUCAGAGUUUAAUCUGCUUGCUUUCAGAAUAAGAGUGAACAAUCAGAAAUGGAUCAUUAUUAGAUAUAUAAGCACUAAACUCUGGUAUAAAAUCAUAAACCAGUAUCAUAUAACUAUAUUACAUUUUAUCAUACGCUACUGUAUAUAGCGCACUUAUAAAGCACCUGUGAAGGUGAAUCUCAUCUUUCUCAUUAUUAUACACAUCUAUUAUCUCAUAUCUAGAUCUGAUUAAUAUUUACUCAUCUAAUACAUACAUCUACAAUUCAUAACACAAGACAGCAGUCUGUAAGAAUAGACUUAAUGAUUUGGACAUUUUCAUAAACAUUCUUGAGAUUACAUAAGAUAUUGAAUAUUAUGUGCAGAUAUACAUUCCUGUGUUGUAUAACCGUACGUUACUCAGUGUGUGAUGUGAUGUAGUUUGCGUUCUGCUGAUAUAAGAUGUGUAAGUGUGUGUUUAUAUAGCUUACCAGCUUUGAUCUGUGUUUAGCGCAAUGUGUAGGACUUCACACUGUUUUUCCUGCCCUAACACACACUCCUGAACGUCUCUGCUGUGCUCAGUAACACUGCACUGUCCCCCGCUCCUUCAGGAUGAAGUUGGAUGUGCAGUAUGCUGUAAGUAACAUGUGGGUUUAGAUGAAACGGUUUUAAAACAAGCUCUGAAUUACGCCAUUUCCAAUAUCAGUGCUGUAUGUUAUGUGUGUGUAUAUAUUUUUUACUGAUAUGGAAGCAUGAUUUGAUGAAUCAUUGAGUGUACAACCACAUCCGUGUGUGUGUGUGUGUGUGUGUGUGUGUACACCAAUCCUUCUAUUCAUGUGUCUUGUUUCUGGUUGUGACCCUAGCGUAUUAUCUUUUUGGGGGAUUUUUUGUCUCUGACCCACUGCCUGUUCUCUGUUGAGAAUUUUUUAUUUUUUAUUUUUUUGUCUAGUGAUUAGGAUUUGUUUGCUAUUGCCAGCUGUUUAAAAUAAACACACACUCUGAAAUGUCCGGAACAUUUCACACAGUAUCAUGAAGCAUUAAAGUAAAAUACCUCUUUUUUUUGUCUAAUAACUAAUAAACUCUUCUCCUAAAACAUGUUUUUAACUGUUUUUUUUAUGUGUUUGAGAAAGGAGAAUAAAUGUUAGACCCACAGGUGUUUUAAAUGUGUAUGGUAAAACAGUCACGUGAUCUCAACAUUUAAAAAUAAAUAAAUAACAGUUUGUUGGAUAACAUACCCAACCACAUAGCAUUAUGAAGACCAAGGAGUGAUCAAAACGAUGUGGGAGAAAGUUGUGUAAGGGAAAGUGUGUAAGUGAGGGAUUGGUUGUAAUAUGCCUAGCUGAAUGCAGGGAGCAGUGCAGGGAUCAGUCAGAGAACCAGUGGAGGGAUUAGUCAGAGAACCCACAGGUCAGAGAACCAGUGCAGGGAUUAGUCAAUCCUGUCAGUUACCAGUUCUGUGCUGUGGUUUUAAACUGAAACCGGAUGUAGGAUUCGCUCCUGUGGGGAUCACAACACAGAGUCUGCAUUUAUUCUUGAAGAGCAUACACACCACAGAACCCUGAAAAUGAGUUCCUCUGAUGAUGCUGAUGAUGAUAAAGAUGAGAGAUAUCAGAAAGAAAGAUCUGACUCACCUGCACCCAGCGCUGUGUCUAUGAAGAGUGACCAUUCAAUGGGAGCACCAAUAGUGUUUAAACAGGAGGAGAAAGAAAGUGUUAUUGAUCAAAAGAGCUCAGAGUCACCUGAACCCAGCUCUGUGUCUAUGAAGAGUGGCCGGUCAAUGGGUGCACCAAUAGUGUUUAAGCCAGAGAAAGAAAGAGAGAAACAUGGCAUAUCAAAUCCGUCCAUGGUGCAGGAUGCUGAUUCCCAGGUCCAGCGUGUGAGCCCAGACUGUCCAGCGGGCAAUGUUAGAGUGAUGGAGGACAACGAGCAUCAGAGCAGCACCAGAGAACUGGGCUCAUGGAAGCAAAUAUUCAAAUCCAAACUGCAGAAUAAAUUUCAGAUGAUUAAUGAGGGAAUUCCACUGUAUCGAAAUUUAAGACCUCUGAAUGAGAUUUACACAGACCUCUACAUCACAUCAGGAGGUGGGAGUGGACACCUCAACGAUGAACAUGAGGUCAGACGUAUUGAAAUGACAUACAGGAGACUAAUAACAGAGGAGUCCAUCAAUUGGAAUGACAUAUUUAAACCCUUACCUGGAGAUGAGAAACCCAUCAGAACUGUGCUAACAGAAGGCAUUGCUGGAAUUGGGAAAACAGUGUCUGUGCAGAAGUUUGUUCUGGACUGGGCUGAAGGAAAAGCAAAUCAGGAUUUGGAUUUCAUUUUUCCAUUUAACUUUAGGGAGUUGAAUUUUAAGAAGAAAGAAAAUCUCAGUUUGUUGGAGCUUCUCCACUGUUUCUUCCCAGAAACCAAAGAACUUAAACUAGACUAUAAUCACAACAGAAUUAUGUUCAUCUUUGAUGGACUGGAUGAGUCUCGUUUUUCUCUCGAUUUCCUAAGCAGCAAAAGGUUGACAGAUCUAACAGAGUCAGCUUCAGUAGACGUACUCUUAACAAACCUUAUUAACAGGAAUCUUCUUCCAUCUGCAUUCCUCUGGAUAACAUCUCGGCCGGCAGCCUCCGGUCAGAUUCCUCCUGAUUAUAUUGACAGAGUAACAGAGGUACGAGGUUUCAAUGACCCUCAGAAAGACGAGUACUUCAGAAAAAGAAUCAGUGAUCAAACCCUGGCUGAUAAAAUCAUCACACACCUGAAGUCAUCACGAAGUCUUUACAUUAUGUGCCACAUGCCAGUCUUCUGUUGGAUUGCAGCGACUGUUCUCGAGGGAAUGUUCAGCGAAGCAGAAACUGGAGAGGUCCCCAAGACCUUGACUCAAAUGUUCACACAUUUCCUGAUCUUACAGAUCAAACAUAUAUCCAUAAAGUACAAAACACCUGAAAUGGAUCCUAGACAGAUUGCAAAUGUUUUACUAAAACUGGGAAAGCUGGCAUUCCAGCAGCUGGAGAAAGGAAACCUGAUCUUCUACGAGGAGGACAUCACUGAGUGUGGAAUUGAUGUCCAAGAGGCCACGGUGUACUCAGGAGUUUGUACUCAGAUCUUUAUCGAGGAAGUCAUUUCACAUCUGGGGAAGGUGUACAGCUUUGUGCAUCUGAGUGUUCAGGAGCAUCUUGCUGCUGUGUAUGCAUUUCUCUCAUGUAUCAACGGAAACCUCUCAAAACAACAAACCCCUAGAAUCUUCGACCUCUCCAGCAAGGCAACACUGUUAGACCUUCUAAAGGCAGCAGUAGACAAGGCCUUACAGAAUAAGAACGGACAUCUGGACCUUUUCCUCCGCUUCCUUACGGGUCUCUCACUGGAGUCCAAUUCAGUUCUCUUACAAGACCAACUGACCGAGACAGGACGCAGCUCUCUGAGCAAACAUGCUGCUGUCACAAACAGGGAAAUAACCACAUACAUCAAGGAGAAGAUUAAGAAGAAUCCAUCAGUAUGCAAAUCCAUCAAUCUGUUCCAUUGUCUGAAUGAACUGAAUGACCAGUCUCUGGUACAGGAAGUCCAAACCUUUUUGAAUAAAACAGCAGAUUAUUGUCUCCAAGGAGUCAGACUUUCUACAGUUCAGUGGUCAGCUCUGGCUUUUUUCUUGCUGAACUCAGAAGAGGAGCUGGAAGAGUUCAACCUACAGAAAUAUGCAGCAUCAGAUGAGUGUUUAAAGAACCUGUGCCCAGUUGUCACAGCAUCCAGAAAAGCUCUGCUGUGUGAGUGUAAUCUCACAGAGAAAAGCGGUGACGUUCUGGAGAAAGUUCUCAGCUCACACUGUUCAUGUCUGAGAGAGCUGGACCUGAGUUAUAAUAAACUGCAGGAUUCAGGAGUCAAACGGCUUUCUGCUGGGCUGAAGAGUCCACACUGUAAACUGGAGAUCCUAAAGUUGCGUAACUGUAACAUUACAGAAGAAGGCUGCGUGGCUCUUACUGAGGCUCUGAGGUCAAAUUCACGGCUGAGAGAGCUCGAUCUGAGAGAUAAUGAUUUAGGAGACCAGGGAGUGAAGCUGCUCUCUGAUAUAAAGGAGGAUGAAAAGUUCACACUGGAGAAGUUGGAGUUCUGAGAUCUUCAGACCUGACCUGGUGUAAGGAUGAAAUCUCGUGGAGAUAACAGCUAACAGAACACACACACACACUUUCCUAGAUCCAUCAUCAUUCCUGACACACUAAACCUAGCUACUGAUCGUGUUGGUUGUAGAAGAUUUGUGUGUUUAUUGCU